Lingula anatina is the source of this 702-nucleotide messenger RNA. RefSeq names its product putative acyl-CoA synthetase YngI. The record is from RefSeq and is a predicted model, not a curated record. Lineage: Eukaryota; Metazoa; Brachiopoda; Lingulata; Lingulida; Lingulidae.
AUGGAUGAAGGGGGAAACAAAAGCAUAUUAUCUCCAAGAAUACGUCACUGCAUCUACAGGACAUUAGUGAAUCUAGAAAGGUCUGCUGAGUGCGGUCUUGUUUCAGUUUCCCGGUGUUGUCACACCUACAAGGCUUCUGACGGUGAGGAGAUUUUCGACGGCAUCGAAGUGAGAAUCGUCGACGAAAACCACCGAGACGUCCCUCGCGGAACCAGCGGCGAAAUCUGCGUGCGUUCGCCGACCGUCUACGCCAACUGCUACGUGGACAACGAGGAAGCAUCCAAGGCAGUGAUUGACAACGCUGGAUGGUAUUGCACCGGGGACAUCGGGGUUAUCGACGCAGACGGGAGACUCGCGAUAAGCGGCCGCAAGGAUGACAUGAUAAAGCGAGCGACUGUUAAAAUAUUCCCUGUCGAUAUUGAGCCGAUACUCAAGCAACACUCCGCCAUAAAAGAUGUCGUGGUGAUAGGCGUGCCUGAUGAUCGGUUAGGGGAGGAAAUCUGUGCAUGCGUCAUACUAGAUGAUGCGUCCUCAUUGGCUGACGUAAAGAGCUGGUGUAAAGAGCAGUUUUCUGUCGGACCUGAUGGCCUAUCAAUAGCCCCUGUGUUAUACGUGCAGUUUUCUCAAUUUCCCACGACUGCCUCUGGGAAAACUGAUAAACGUUUGGUGAAACAGGCGGCACUGGACUAUUUGAAAGUAUGA